AUGCGUGCAGUUGCCCUGCUGCAAGCGGCCGUCGUGUGGUUCCUGGCAAAUCCUGCCGCAGCGGAGUCCACGGCAGCACUGGACGUUUGCCAAAAUGAGGCUACUUGCCAGCAUCCCCCUCUCGCCGGUGAUGAGAUGUCAACCCUGCAAUCGGAGAUGAGUGCAUUGACCAAGCCGGAAAAGGUGCACGAGAAGUUGAGCAAGAAGAAGCAGAAGAAGGCAGUCAUCAAGCAAGUGCGGAAGCGAAAGUUGAAGAAGUCCCUGAAGGACGCGUGGAAGCACAGGCUGGAUGACGAUGUUUCGGCCUUGCAAUCCGACUUGAGUGCAUCGACCAAUCCGGAGAAGAUCCAGAAGAAGUUGAACAAGAAGAAAGCCAAGAAGGAAGUCAUCAAGCGGGCGCGCAAGCGCAACUUGAAGAACGGCCUGAAGAAGGCAUGGAAGCAGAGGCUCCAUGAGGAUUGA
Symbiodinium sp. CCMP2592 is the source of this 462-nucleotide messenger RNA. The record is from the annotation of a GenBank genome assembly. NCBI's taxonomy places the organism in Eukaryota, Dinophyceae, Suessiales, Symbiodiniaceae.